Microtus ochrogaster (prairie vole) is the source of this 1012-nucleotide messenger RNA. RefSeq names its product ubiquitin conjugating enzyme E2 L6 (gene Ube2l6). Lineage: Eukaryota; Metazoa; Chordata; Mammalia; Rodentia; Cricetidae. The record is from RefSeq and is a predicted model, not a curated record.
GGCUCAGGACCUGUGAUUCAGAGAGCCGGGACCUGCGGGAGUCUGCUGGUGCCCCACACUCGGACCCGAGAUGACAGCCAGCAAGCGAGUAGCGAAGGAGUUGGAGGAUCUUUUGGAACAACUUCCACCGUACCUGCGGGACCUGUCUGGCAAUGAUGACAACGUACUGGUGUGGAACAUGCUCAUGUUGCCUGACCAACCUCCCUAUAACCUCAAGGCUUUCCGUCUGCGGAUCGAUUUCCCCAGGGAGUAUCCAUUAAAGCCUCCCACUUUGAAAUUCAUCACCAAGAUCUACCACCCCAAUGUCAGCGAGGAUGGGCUGGUGUGUCUGCCCCUCAUCAGCAUCAGGAAUUGGAAGCCUUACACUAAGACCUACCAAGUCUUGGAGGCCCUCAUUGUGUUGGUGGGUAAACCCAAUCCAGAAGAGCCUGUGCGGUUGGACCUUGCCGAGCUCCUGACCCAGAACCCAGAGAUGUUCAAGAGAAACGCAGAAGAGUUUACCCUUAAGUUUGGAGAGGACAGGCCCUCUUAGCUCUCCUUCUCAGGCCUCUCUGCCUAGAUCUUCUGCUUAGUGGGUGUGUAUCAGGACUGGCACCAGAGGCCCAUCCUCUGAUCACAAUGAAUAAAUGUGCCUAGUGUGUGUGUGUGGGGGGGGAGGCCUGUGUGGGGUGUGCUCCUUCCCCAAGUCAUUUGGUGAUAGAGGUGCCAUUCCCACACGCUUGGCUGCUCCCAAAGCCAGUGCAAGUUAGGUCCGCACAGUUUCGGGCCUGCUUUCCCAUUCUCCAUCUGGCAGAAACCUGAAUGCCUCAGGGCCCAGGCACCAAGGAAGAAGGAAGACAGGACCAUGGCUAGAAGGCUGGGCACACAGAAGGAGCCAAAUUCACUGCUGAGUGAUUGGAAUCAGCCAUGCUUGUUCUAGGCAUGCCCCGACUUAAGUGUUAAUCAUUUUGUUUUUGCGCUGGUGAAUCUCAAAAUGAAGAAUUUAAACUCCAUCCAGGAAUCAGACUUCAGG